Messenger RNA from Colossoma macropomum (tambaqui), 1128 nucleotides. Its product is annotated as troponin I, slow skeletal muscle-like. Gene Ontology annotation, biological process: muscle contraction. The record is from RefSeq and is a predicted model, not a curated record. Lineage: Eukaryota; Metazoa; Chordata; Actinopteri; Characiformes; Serrasalmidae. The coding region runs from base 80 to 619 and encodes 179 amino acids. Gene Ontology annotation, cellular component: troponin complex. The transcript has 9 exons.
AAUGCCUUUUCUGCUCUGACUGCACACCUCACUCUUCCUGGUCCUCUUCUACUUCAAGGGCACAUAAAGAACAGAAGUCAUGUCUGAGGGACCGAAAAAGAGCAAGUACUCGGCCACACGCCGGCUGUUCUUAAAAAGCAAGCUUCUGAAGAAAGCUGCGUCUAUGCUCGUCGCAGAGAAAGAACAGAACAAGCGCGAGAGGGACAGUGCCUUGAACGAGAGAGUUCCUCCACUCAAACUGUCCGGUCUGUCUGUACAGGAGCUGCAGGAGCUCUGCAAAGAUCUCCACCGCAAGAUUGACAUUGUUGACGAAGCACGAUACGACCUUGAAGUUAAAGUGGCCAAAAAUGAAAAAGAGAUCCAGAUUCUGACACAAAAGAUUGGAGAAAUGAAGGGCACCAUGAACAGAACCAAACUGAAGAGGGUGAAAAAAUCUGCAGAUGCUAUGCUGGGCGCCCUGACUGAAUCCAAACUAUCAUCAAAGGCUGACUUUAAAGCCAACUUGAAGACCGUCAAGAAAGAAGAGGAGAAGAAAGAGGAGGUGACUGACUGGCGUAAGAAUGUGGAGGCCAUGUCUGGCAUGGAGGGCAGGAAGAAGCUGUUUAAUGCUGGGCAGUAAAAGGUGGCUUCCACAAGAACGAGCUAUGCCAAGAUCAGAAGACACCUGUGACAUUUGCCGAAAUUGAAACCUCAAGCAAGAUUAUCAAAAAUGUGCAGAUUCAAUGUGAUAAUCACUGUGUUGAGCUAUCUGUGUAAAAUAUUUGUAAUGUGGAUUUGUAUGUUUUUAUGAUCAUGGGUAAAUGUUGCAAAGUUUUGUGAACAGAACAGAAGCUAGUGAUUGUUAGCAUAUAUUUAGCCUGUCUACAUUUACUUUAUUCCUGUUGCACAAAAAUACACGUGAUAUUUUUGUGCAUUGCAAUACAGUAUAGUAGCAGGUGUAAGUAAAAAAUGAGCAAUGAUUUGUUAUUGUUUGUACAGAUAAACUGAUAAGUGGUCGAUUUUGUGACUUUUUGACCUUCUGUAUUGUUGUGUAGCAUAAUGAUGCCAGAUAUUGCAAUUCUUUACAGUCAAAUGAAAAUACAAUCACAGUGUAAUGGCAUUCCACAAUUAAAUAUGAUGCAAUGCUCA